Molecule: messenger RNA, 12666 nt
Organism: Alligator mississippiensis (American alligator)
Lineage: Eukaryota; Metazoa; Chordata; Crocodylia; Alligatoridae
Gene: RC3H1
Product: ring finger and CCCH-type domains 1
Exons: 20
Coding region: 458-3874 (1138 amino acids)
Molecular function (GO): metal ion binding
Source: RefSeq, a predicted model, not a curated record
CUUCGAGCCGAGCCAGUGACUCGGCUUUUUUCCUCCCUCGCCCUACCCCCUCCUGCCUCGGCAGAAGGAGGCCGAGGAGGCGGGGGAGGAAGACGCGAAGGGAAGGGAGAGGGCAGGCGGAGAGAGGAGGCGGCAGACAGAGGCGGCAGGCGCACAAGAUGGCCCCUGCUGCAGAGGCAGCGGGGCGGAGGCAGGAGGCGGUGGCCCGGCGGCCCCUGCUGCUGGAGGCGGUGGGCGCUGCGGCCGCCUCCGUGCCCCGGGGCUGAGCGGAGCCGCCGCCGCUGCUGCUGCUGCGGGGAGCCCGGCCCGGCCCGUGCGGUUAUGUUUCACACUAUGUGCUGACUGUCUGUACUUACAGAAGAUAUUUAAAAGCAAGCAAAAACAUUUUUUCCAAGAUUUUGAUUCCAGUGGAAUCUGCUCUUUUUAGAUUUUGUCUAGUGAAUUAAUUCCUGAAGCAAUGCCUGUACAAGCUCCACAAUGGACGGAUUUUCUCUCCUGCCCAAUUUGCACACAGACUUUCGACGAAACAAUCCGGAAACCCAUCAGUUUGGGCUGUGGUCACACUGUCUGCAAGAUGUGCCUCAACAAGCUCCACCGUAAGGCAUGCCCCUUUGACCAGACCACUAUCAAUACAGAUAUUGAGCUCCUUCCUGUGAACUCAGCAUUGCUACAGCUAGUGGGUGCUCAGGUUCCUGAACAACAGCCAAUUACUUUGUGCAGUGGAGCUGAAGACACCAAACAUUAUGAGGAAGGCAAGAAGUGUGUAGAAGAGCUAGCGUUGUACCUCAAACCACUCAGCAGUGCAAGAGGUGUAGGUCUGAACAGUACCACUCAAAGUGUAUUGAGUCGUCCCAUGCAAAGGAAACUUGUGACAUUAGUCCACUGCCAACUAGUAGAAGAAGAAGGGCGGAUCAGAGCCAUGCGUGCAGCAAGGUCACUGGGUGAAAGAACAGUCACAGAGCUUAUCCUUCAACAUCAGAAUCCUCAGCAACUCUCUUCCAAUCUCUGGGCUGCAGUGAGGGCUAGGGGCUGCCAGUUUCUUGGGCCAGCAAUGCAAGAAGAAGCCCUGAAGUUGGUCCUUCUGGCUCUGGAAGAUGGAUCUGCUUUGUCACGAAAGGUCUUGGUUCUUUUUGUGGUACAGAGACUGGAGCCACGAUUUCCUCAAGCUUCUAAAACCAGCAUUGGGCAUGUUGUCCAGCUCCUUUAUAGAGCCUCCUGCUUCAAGGUUACCAAACGUGAUGAGGACUCCUCCCUGAUGCAGUUGAAGGAGGAGUUCCGAACCUAUGAGGCUUUGCGGAGAGAACAUGAUUCUCAGAUUGUGCAGAUUGCCAUGGAGGCAGGUUUACGGAUUGCACCAGAUCAGUGGUCCUCACUGCUGUAUGGAGACCAGUCCCACAAAUCCCACAUGCAGUCCAUCAUUGACAAGUUGCAGACCCCGGCCUCAUUUGCACAGAGUGUUCAGGAACUAACCAUUGCUCUCCAGCGUACUGGAGACCCAGCCAAUCUGAACCGGCUUCGACCUCAUUUAGAGCUCCUGGCUAACAUCGAUCCUAGUCCAGAUGCCCCAUCCCCAACUUGGGAACAACUGGAAAAUGGACUAGUUGCAGUAAGGACUGUGGUACAUGGACUAGUUGAUUACAUCCAGAAUCACAGCAAGAAAGGAACGGAUCAGCAACAGCCUCCUCAGCACAGCAAGUAUAAAACAUACAUGUGCCGAGACAUGAAGCAAAGAGGGGGGUGUCCCCGUGGGGCCAGCUGUACCUUUGCACACUCGCAAGAGGAGCUAGAAAAAUUUCGUAAAAUGAACAAACGUCUGGUUCCCAGAAGACCCCUGAGUGCCUCCUUGGGUCAGCUCAAUGAGGUGGGCCUGCCUUCAGCAGCUAUCCUCUCAGAUGAAGGGGCAGUGGACUUGCCCAGUAGAAAAUCCUCUGCCCUGCCGAAUGGAAUUGUGUCAACGGGCAGCACAGUGGCGCAGCUUAUCUCACGAGGGACCGACUCCAGCUAUGAUUCAGCUCUGAAACCAGGGAAGAUCGAUCACCUGAGCAGCAGUGCCCCUGGAUCCCCUCCUGACUUGCUGGAGUCUGUCCCUAAGAGCUCACUUCCAGCCUUACCAGUGAACCCACAUCCUGUGCCCACUAGAGGUCCAGCAGACCUGCCUCCGAUGUCUGUCUCCAAGCAGAUGCAAAUGGUUCCACGAGGGUCCCAGUUAUAUCCUGCUCAGCAACCAGAUAUGUUUUAUCAGGAUCCUAGAGGAGCUGCCCCACCCUUUGACCCAGGACCUUAUCAACAAGGAGUGUACUAUUCUACUCAGUCCUCGCAGUGCAUGCCUCGUUUCGUCCGACCUCCAUCAGCUCCUGAACCUGGUCCUCCUUAUUUAGAGCAUUACCCGGCUUAUCUCCCAGACCGCGUGGUGAACUCCCAGUACACGCCACCACAACAGUAUCCUCCAAUGGGGCAACCCAUUUACCCACCACACUAUGACAGUCGUCGUGUGUAUCCCCCUGCUCAACCAUACCAGCGAGAAGAUAUUGUCAGAGGAAGUCCUGUGCCCAUUGAAAUUCCCCAGACAGCUGUGCCUCCAUAUGUACAGGAAUCCAGGGACAGAUACCAGCAAAUGGAGGGUUAUUGUCCAGUGGCUCCACAUCUUGGUCAGAUCAGACCUUCAUGCCACAGAGAGCCUUGUAACAGAUUUCCAUCUUCACCUCAGCCCCAUCCCAGUCUGGAUGAGCUUCACCGCCGACGGAAGGAAAUCAUGGCCCAGCUAGAAGAGAGGAAGGUGAUCUCCCCACCUCCCUUUGCACCCUCGCCAACUCUGCCUCACACUUUCCACCCAGAGGAGUACUUGGAUGAAGACCUGAAGGUAGCUGGGAAAUACAAAGGAAAUGACUAUAGUCAGUACUCUCCCUGGUCAUGUGACACCAUUGGCUCCUACAUUGGAACCAAAGAUGCAAAACCCAAAGAUGUUGUGGCAGCAGGGAGUGUGGACAUGGCGAAUGUAGAUAAUAAAACCAUUCGUGAUCAGCGGUUGGACAUGCAGAGAAGAGCAGCAGAGACGGGGGAUGAUGACCUCAUCCCAUUUGGAGACCGGCCAACUGUAUCGAGGUUCGGGGCCAUCUCGCGUACUUCCAAAGCGAUGUACCAGAGUUCUGGCCCUAUGCAGGCCAUGGCAGUUCAGGGAGCUUCCACCAAAUCUAUGAACAUAUCAGAUUACAGUCCAUAUGGAACUCAUGGUAGUUGGGGAAGUUCUCCAUAUUUACCCCAUCAAAAUAUACCUUCUCAGGGACGGUUCAGUGACAGGGAGAGGUUAUCCAUGUCAGACAUUACUGGUCAUGGGAAACCUUUGCCCUCAGCUGAGAGGGAGCAGCAGCUCAGAUUGGAACUGCAGCAGCUAAACCAUCAGAUCAGCCAGCAGACACAACUGAGAGGACUAGAGGCUGCUAGUAACAGGCUGCUGUUGCAGAGGGAGGCGACUACCCUGGCAGGCCAGCCACAGCCCCCACCGCCACCUUCUAAGUGGCCUGGAAUGAUCUCAAGUGAACAGCUGAGUUUGGAGCUUCAUCAGGUGGAGAGGGAAAUUGGGAAGAGAACUCGUGAGCUGAGCAUGGAGAGCCAGUCUUCACUGGAUAUGAAAAGCAAAUUGGGCACCAGUAAACAGACAGAAAAUGGACAGCUAGAGCCGCAAAACAAGGUUCCAGCUGAAGAUCUGGCACUGACAUUCAGCAGUGAUGUUCCAAAUGGAUCAGCCUUGACACAAGAGAAUAUCAGCCUCCUUUCAAACAAGACCACAUCUCUGAGCCUGACAGAGGACCCAGAGGGUGGAGGAGACAGCCAUGACUCCCAGCGAACAGGAGUUACACCCACCUCUGCUCCAUGAAGUGAAGAAAGCAUCUCCCAGAAGUUCUGCUGGGGGGUGUUGGUUGCUUUUGUCGUGUUCACUUCCAGGGGUGAUCAGAGAAACCCAAGAAUAACAACAGCAGCAGCAGCGAGUCCGGAGGCAAUGUGCAUAAACACCACUCCUAGAAACAAACCCUGCACAUAGUUCACAUUAAUGCGUUUUUUAAUUAAAAAAAUGAAAAUUAGCAGUAUCUGCAAGCAAUUCAAAUUAAAUUUGUUUUUGUUCUGUGAAUGAACUUUAUUUUAAUAACAUUGGACGCCUUGGAUCCCAGGGCUUAAAAAAAAGAUAUUAUAUAUAUAUACUCUGUUUGAUUAAUUGUAUGAUCUUAAUGAAGUAGGUUUUUUCUUUUACUUUGUAUUAUUACAUAUCCAGUGUAUAAUUUCUUACACCUUCACUUCUGAACAACCAAAACAACCUGGCCACUUCCUUGUAUGAAUUUAAAGGUGAAUGAGGGUCAUGAAAUGGAGGGAGGCCAUGAAUUGCAGUAUCAGAAAAAUGUGCAGCAAUCUUCAUUUCUGAAAGAAUUUCUCUUUAAGUAGGAACUCUCUCCUAACUUGCACAGUACAUCUUUCUGACUAUACCUGUUGGCUUUAAACAGCAGUCAAUACAAUCUUCCCAGUUCAGUGUAAGCAUUCCAUAACACCUACCCCACUACAAAAUGUAUAUCCCAGUGUAUGAGUUAACCAACAGUAAAGAAAAUUCAGCAUUUGCACAUCAUUUUACUUGGACUAGGAGCUAGUAUAAUGCAUCAUUUUGUUGUUGGGACUAAAAAGUUCCUUGCAAGACAAGUAGGCCUAAACUAAUCAAAACUUACAUGCUUUGGAUUUCCAAGAGAAAUUGAAGAAGUUGCAUUUCUUGCUCCUGAGCUUUAAGUACUUGGCUAACAAGUGGUUGUCAUGGUGUAACAUGACAGGCUACAAAAUGUCUCUUCCUAGAAGAAGGAAGAAAGACAACACAUAUGUCAUGGAAGGAAAAUAAUUAAAAAUCAAUUUGCAAAGACUUGCUGCCAUCCAUUAUUUAGGAAGAUGAAAGUUUCCUUUUUUCUUUUCUUUUUUAAAUGAAUGGGAUGAUAUCAAGGUUUGUCUCAAAGAAACGGACCAUUUAUUAUGGAGCUGAUCCACAACCCAUUGAGCUAAACUAGUGAAAAAACUUCCAUUCCUUUCUAUGAGCUUUGGAACAGGGCUUUCAUUUGUAUAUUUUUUUCAAAUUAUAAAAAAAAACACCCCUGCCUGCCUUCCAUGUUUUCGUCACUGCUGCUCAUGUAUGUAUAUAUACACCACUGAUAUAUACAUAUAUAUGUCUUAUGCUUUUAUAAUUUGCUAUUCCCAGUCUGAUAUUUUUUAUAGUCCCUAGUAUGUCGGUCAUUUUUUUUGGCCUUGAAGUUUUCUCGCAGGAGGAGACGGAGAAUGUAAAAUUGAUGUGUAAUAGAUUUGGUAAUUGGCAAUUUGGUGAAAAUAAAGGAGGCACUUGGUUAGCUCAUAUAUACUAUAAUUAGGCAGCAAUGGCUGAAAGUUCAGUGUCAUGGAAUCCUUUCAGGAGCAAGCUGUCUUUUUUUCUGUUGAAGUUUAAUCCAAAAAUUAUUCUUCAGGUGUAACUGUAAUACUGUCAGAAACAUUUACAGGUACUUGAAAGUUGAGCAUUUUUAUGACAUGUAAUCUUCUCCAUCUUCCGUAGAAGGUGGACACUAAGGAGAUACUUCCUUAAGUGGAAUAUGUUAACAGCAUUUUUAAAGAAGUUACAAACCUUCCCAGCUGCGCGUUCUAUUGAGGAGUUCUCCUAAAAGGUCACAGAAAUGAAUGAGGUUUUGCUGCACAUAUUUUGACCUUUUCUGCCUGUACUGGGCUGAGAUCCUCUGAAUGGAAAGCUCAAUACUGGUUCCUCCUAUUUCCUUGUUUUCCUUUCGGGACUAGACUACUAAAAAGAAAGCACUGGUUAUGUAAUAAAAUUACUGCAUUGCUUUGGUUGGGUAAAGCAAGAGUUAAUAAUUUUCUUGGUUUUUCUUUUUUUCUCUCUCUUUUUGGUUUAGGGUUUUGUUUUGUUUUUCUUCCCCCUUAACUCCUGCUGAGGUCAUAGCAACCUUGGGCUAAGCUUUGCAUCCAUCAUAAUGUUAAUUAAAAUAAAUUUGGGGGGGAAUACAGUCCCACUAUUGCCUACCAGUAGGAGAGUCCAAACAGAAGACUCUUUUGAGUAGCGAUUAUUUAAUUUGCCCAGUCAAGGCACCGCAUUUAUAUACUAUUUCACAUUGAAUUUGAUUAUGCCCUACAGACCUGGCUGGUCAAGGAUUUGAUACACAUAUUGGCUUGGGAUUCGAGCUUUCUUUUUUAUUUAAAUGAAAUUUAUAUAUAAACAUAUAUAUACAGAUAUACAUAGUUAUAUCUGUAUAUAUAUUGGGUAUGUUUUAAGAAUUUUUUCGCAUGAGCGCAGCUGUUGUGAUCAAAUGUCUGGGAGGAAGAAGCACUGAACAAAGAUAAGGCAUUUUCAGCUCCCCUCCAAACUCUCUACAUUCAUGCACAAGUUUUUCAUUCUUGGUUGAAUUUUAACAUCUUUAUUGCCAGAGAAGGUAGUUUUGAGGUUUUAUUAAUUUUUUUCCUUAAUUUGUGGUGAGGAAUCUUUUCUGCCCUGAAUUCUUUCCAUCCCUGCUACUUUCCCCUAGUCAUGCAUGUUUGCGCUUCACAUCCUGCUUUGAAGCCUUUUGGUAUGGUCCUUAUCUUUCCAUGAGGAAGAUCAGGCCAUCUCUGUGGAAAACCUGUCUGCUCUGUUCCUUCAGUCUCCCCAGUACCAUAAGCUUUGUGCAGUCUUGGCAUUGUGCUGGUAAAUGAACUGACGUGGGGGCCCAUGCUAUUGUCUGCAGUCUUUAAAUGCAGAGACCUACCAGCAGAUCUGCCAUCACUUCAUUAAUUUUUAUGAAGCUGAUCAUCUGCUAUGUCCUUAUUAAUGCUGGAGCACAUUUUAGUUGCAACAGUUAGUGCACUAUUUUAAUCUAGGAGGACAAGCUCCAAGUACAGAUAUUGUCUCUCAACUACAGAAAUCAACUUUACAUAAAAAGUUUUAGUGUCUUGUCACAGCAAAUUCACCUUAAAUCUUGAAGAAGAAGAAGAAGAAUCUGGUCCAUCAUCACUUGUGCCAACUGGUUUCCUAUUCAGAACUGACCUGAUUGUUUCUAGGCCUAGGGGAAAUAAAACACUACAAUAAAAACAGGUCAGAUCAUCAAGGUUAAACGCUUCUCCAUUUAUGGAUUUGAAAGGGGACCUUAAUGUUGAUUUUUGUUUUUCCUCCCUCACCACAUUUUACUGUACUUUGUGCUAGUGUCCUUGUGAUGAUCAAUCAGUCCAGGUGAAUGCCCUGUUUGCACAGCAUUGUAGUUUGGCUUAUUAACUGUUUUUUGUUUAAUUAUCUACAAACUGUAUUGAUUCUGGCUUUGUUUCCUCUUCUCCUGUUGUCCUUUCCCAGUGUUUCUUUACAGAACUUUAGCUGCUGAAACCAGUCAAAUAGGGAAUCUGAAAAAGGCUUUAAAUCUUUAUGGAGGUUGUAUAAAACUUACUUUCCAUGAAAAAUGCCAGAAGAGCUGGGAGAAUUGAUAACUGUUCACAUUGUAUAAGAGGUGAUUGUGAAGCAGACUGAAUUUCACAGUUCUGUCUGUAUUGACCACUUUUUUGUUGACUCCUUCACUUGUGCCCCAUGUCCUUCACCCGUGCCCAGUCUGUGUUCCAGCUAUACUGGAAUUCUACCUACUUUGGUCAAAUGAAACCCUGCUAAACCCUGAUUUUAGAUCCUCCUGCUCAGACAAGAGCAAACCAUAUUACAAUGGUGGUUGAACACUAUUAUUGUGUGGUAGGUAAAAUAGAUUUCUUCAUGCAAAUAGCACCUUCAAGAGAACUUUGGUAGCCUGGUUUCAGUUACAGUGGAGACAGUCUGUGGGGGCAAACUGGGAAGCUUCAAGUGGCAGGCUAGGGUACACAGUGCCAGAUAUAAAUUAUUGGCCCACUCUAGUUUAGAAACAUUUAACUUGUCCUGUAGUAGCAUAGGUGACUUUAUUACCCCAACACAUACUUCUUAUUCAUUUUAUGUGACCUAAUUCAUUAAUAGUAUAAAUCUGUAAGUUCACUUUUGUAAGCUGCCAUAUCCUAUUUCAGAAUAGAAAAUAGAAAUCCUAUAGAUCUGAGGACCUUUCAGUCUUGCAGCACUGUUACCCGCCUUAACCUCAAAUUCUUUUUAAGCUGUCGGCUUCUCCUGAACCUGACUCUCUCCCUUUCUUUCCUUCUAUGGCUUGCCCAUUAUCCUCCCUGAUCGUGCAACAGUGACAGCUUGCUGCCUCAAAACAGAGCAUUCAAAUGAAUUCGCUUAGCCAAUAACUUCUGUGAAGUUGCCUUUUCUAAUGGUGUUAUUACUCAGUGAUGCACAAAUGUGAUAUUGCCCCUACUGGUAGGCAACCAGGGAAUCUGUAUAAACAUGGUAAACUGUUGUUGUUCUUUAAUGGAGAGCCAAAGACUUGUGCUUUACACUUUACUUUUUUUCUUUUACUGGAAUAGUCAUUUUGGUUGUGAAUAUUUUGAGUUUUGAGAGUUGACUGUAUUAUCCUAAUAGAAAUUUGCAAAGUUGUUGAUUGUCAAGCCUUAUACAUAUUUAAAAUAAUGGGAAGUCAUCACUUUAUCUGGUUGCAAAAUAUGUGAAGGGUGUGUUUAAGCACCUAAUGUGUUUGGAGAUUUUUAACUUGUUCUUAUAUCCACUCCCAUGCACUCUCCCAGCCCAGGAUAAUUUACAGGUAGGAGAAAGGGCUUAGAAGUGUCAGUAGUCUUAAGCCAUGUCUAUAAAAGUUAAGCCUAGACUAAUGUGUUGAUAGAUAGCUUAAAGUUAAAAUUACUAAAAAAAACAAAACAAAAAAGAAAUGCUGGUGAAAGGCAAGUCCAUAUUGCAAAUGUGACUUUUUGCUGACUUCCAAAGAAGUCCAUUUAGACUGAGAAGAUUUUAUAGCAUUAUGUUAAAUCUGAUAUGGUAGAAGCAGACUUAUGCAAGGAUAUUGCCUGUUGACGACAAGAAUUUAAUAUUAUCUGUGACACAUUCAUUGAACCACAAAAAAUAGGAAUGAGCUGUUUAAUAUGAUAUACAGUAAAGCCAUUUGUUUCUACUUUCCUUGAGCUCAUUUAUUCUCUUGCAGAUUGUUCUUAGGGUUCAGAGAGGAAUCCUUAAGCAAUAAAAGUAACAAAGCUAUCACCUUCUUGCUGUUUCCAUUCAUGAGUGCAGAACCUCUAAAAAAUAAAAAAUAAUAAAAUAAAAUAGCAGCAGCAGUUUCAGGUCUGUAAUAAGUAUGUAACUACAGGGGUAGCUUUCAUAAGAAAAAGAAUCCUGUCAAAAAGAUAUAUUCAGUUAAAUAACGACAAACUCGAUUCUUAGGGUUCAUGAUAGUAAGUGCAAAACGUCAGAGGGUUCAGCAGCAGAGCUGUUAGCUAUCCUCUUUUUAAUAAAGGAAAAAUUGAAAGCUGUAUGAGAGUAGAGAAAUAUAUAGACUAUAGAGCAGAUGCAAUGAACAGGUAGAAUCACUGUCAUAUGACUGCAUCUCCAUAUCCAUCCUACUAGUCGUAUUGAUUCCUCAUCUCCUACUAGUCUUUCCUCAUCUCCAAGUGUGAACACCCAAUAUUAGCAGUAUUGAUAGUGAGCUUGACAUUACUGUCUCCUAAGUUUUACACACUUGUAUUAUACUGUAAGAUGCUUCCCCUUUAAAGAACUACCAGUCUCAUUUAGAGCAGUGAUCCAAACAGUAAACUGAAGAAAAACCCAUCUUGCUAAAUGUGAAUUCUGAAUUUUGUGUUGAAAAUGAAUCAACAUUUCUAAGACACCUUUUGAAUGUAGCUAUGGUGCUGAAAAGAAAUUGUAAUUAAUAGUGAGUGUACACAUGGCCAAGAUUAUUCAUUUCACUUUGAAACUGAUGUACUCUGAGUACAUUUUAAUAUGAAAGGUAGGAAAUCAAACACUGAUCCUAGUUUUCCAUAUUGCUGCUGUCUUUAAUUGCUUGCUUUCUCCCCAAAUGAUAAAUGCUGGAAAGAGGUUUCAAAGCAUGAGUUAAUUCCAGUCACCCUACAAAGGUUUUGGGUGGACCUUGUUCCAACACAAUGUUUCCUGAUGUUGCCAUGUCAUAGCAACAGUUGCAGUGUAGAGGGAAACACCUCUGUAUCUCUGAAUCAUGCCACACUGAAUUUCAGAAGCAGUUGAUUCUUGUGAUACAGAUGGACAGUAGAUUGGAGGAGAAAGGAGAACAUAUUUUAUAAAUAUUUUUAUAAAAACUUAUGAAUGGUGAGAGUUGUUUUAUGCUGGGGAGCUCUCUGAACACUAAGCAAAGAGGAUGGAACAUCAUUUGAUCCCUCCCAGAGAAGUGCAUGGAGAACCUGGCUCAUCAUCUGCCUAUGCUGGACUUCCUUCCCAAGAGUCCCCCAGUAGUUUGAACUUUUAAAGCACUGUGCCCAAAAUGUUUGGACAUGGAUGUAUAAAGUCUAGCCAUAUAAAUAAUUGCCAUUCUCCAGAGAUUACUGAGUGCUUGCAGGUUCCCAGGAGGCUACUUGAGAAGUUCUCUGGGAGCUGCAAAUGCCUGGGAGCUCUGAGAAGUGUGCAUCUUUUAUUUAGCCGUCUAGCUUCAGGCACUGAAGUCUGAACACUUUGGGCCCACAGGGGUCUGGCAUUGUACAGGUUUUUUUGACAUCUCGAGACAACCAGUUCUUUCUGGAUAUGGAAUUUUUUGGCCAAAAGUAAAAUAUUUACAAAAAUAAGUCUUGGGAAAAUACAGGAAAAAAAAAAAAAGGAUGCGAUACAGUUUCCCUGAAGAGGAAAAAGUACUAGAUAUACUGAAAUACAUGUAUGUUUAAAAACAAUCCUGUGGAGUUAUCUGAUGUUUAUGGUAUAAACUAAAAAUUGUUUUCUUUGUAAUGUUAAAAUAAUUUUAUUCAUAAUUUGUAGCAGACAGUACUCACAAGUCUUUGGCAUCUGAACUGGAUUGUGUACUGGAUGGAUCCCACAACUGGACGUGUGCACCAAGCUCCAUUCUAGAUUUUUAUUAGGUGUGAUGGAAACUUUCUGUGCAUGCAAAAAGCAACUUGAGUAGGGAGAGGAGAGAGAACCCCAUUCACAACACAGUUGAUGCAUUGUUUACAAUUUAUGCCAUUGCUUUGCAGCCUCUCCUAAGUGCGAGCUGCUGCAAUGUGGACAAAAUAGCCCAUUAAAUGACUCUUAGCUUUUCUAAUUUAAGGAGUUUCCAUUUCCCUUUGGCCUGUGCUUGCCAUGUAAGCAGCUUCUAUGCUAAGAGGGGCUUUCCUUGAAGGCUAGCUUACCAGCUGCAGUAUAGCUUGAUUUUUUUUUUUCUUCUGUUUGUGGUAACUGGUAAUAGUAAUGUUAUGAGCUAGUUCCUAGUUGUAUUCAGCUCUGGGGAAGAGGAGAGAGGUGGCAUGCAAGAGAACAGAGUUACAGGAGAAAACAUGCAUGCCAGCACUCAUCCCCUCACUUUAAAAGUCACCUGUUUCCAGUUGUGGGAUUUCUCUACAAAAGCUUGUUUUCUCUUUCUAUGUAAACUUAGUUUUCUUUGAUCUUUUUUGGGCUCAUACCAGUCUCCCCGAGACAUUCUGCAGUCAUUAUCACCUUUUUGGGUGGAGUUUAUUUUAUUUUUUUGGUUUGUUUGUUUGUUUUUUAAAUAACUUUUAACAUUGGUGCAUAUAUGCUUGGGAUAGAGCUCAUGUAAUUUUCCAAUCGUAUUGAUUGUAUGUGAUUGUGCCCUGCAGAGGUAUAUUUAACAAAAACAAUAAAAAUAAAAUAAAAAAGGAUAGUCUAGGAUAAUAAAGGAGACCAUGAGAUUUGAGUCAGGUUAUGAAUGACUUCUUGAGUUUACUUAGGAAUUUGUAUAAAUAAGGAUCCCCAUUUGCUGUUCUUAUAAAACAGUACUGAACAAACUUUUUUUUUUUUUAUUUCCCUCCUCUGUCUUUUGAAGUGAUCCCUUUUGACUUUUUUUUUCUCCUUUCCUUCCAUUUUCUUCCCAUCAUAAAAAGGGACAGCUAACUCUAUUUACUGAAUAUUGUGAAUAUUUAUUGUUCUUAUCUCCCCAAACACAAGAAGAGUAGAGAUUUAAAUAAAAGGUGUGAGUGGAAUUCCAUAAAUUGUGAAUUCUUUGUGAGCACAGUAGAACAUUGAAAUCUCAUGCAUGAAGGCUGGCAGUGGAGGAGAUCUUCAAAGGCAUGUAUGGCAGUUUUUGUAUCUUUUGGAAAGUCCUUUUGAGAUUACCGAAGGGGGAAACAACAGAGCCUGCUUUAUCCUGCUCCAAUGGCAUUUUGAUCCUCCAGUAUUUGUGUUUAAACCUUAAGUAAAAACCGUUUUUCACACAUUAUGCUGAGGAGGGAGGGGAUUGGCAGAUGGAAAGGCAAGAAAGAGCUCUGGUCUUGAAAGUCAUUGUUCCUUGUGAUUUCUUUUUUUAAGUAUAAGCCCAACACUAUCAUUUUGUGUUUUAAAAAAAUUGUGCAUGAUUAUAUAGAAAAUGCCAUAUGUGGAAAAACACCAUAUGUUGAAAUGCUGUUUCUUCCCUCCUCUCUAACUUGCCUUCCUCCCUUUGGAAACUGACUCAGCCUCAUGUUACUCCUGCAUAGUGUUUAAGGCUCCUAUGAGUUGCAGAUAAAAAGGAUUUAUUUUAAUUAGUAAAAAGGAGGUGAUUCACCUUUCAGUCUGUAAAUAGAUGGAAGUGUCUACAAGGUCUUAUCUGCUUUUCUGUCAGCAUUUAUAUUAAAUGAUAAAUUAAUGGCUUA